Molecule: messenger RNA, 858 nt
Organism: Magallana angulata
Lineage: Eukaryota; Metazoa; Mollusca; Bivalvia; Ostreida; Ostreidae
Exons: 3
Coding region: 32-538 (168 amino acids)
Source: RefSeq, a predicted model, not a curated record
CACUGGUCUUCCAUUUUUUCCGCUGAUAUAAAUGUUAUAUAUCGCGUGGUCCCACUCAAACCGCAAACUACAAGGAAAAAUGCUCAGCUCAACAUUGAAGCAAUUCAGACACUGCUCUCGCUCAUUCUCCAGGCUCUGUGCUAUACAAGCUCGGGCACGGCAAGCCCCAGGAGCCGCUGUGUCCAGUAAAGUCACCCAGGGGUCAGAGGGACGCCGAUUUUCCACAGAUGAAACUCAAUAUCUGCAAAUCGACUGUCAGGAAGUCUGCUUUAAGUCCCUCAUCGCCGACCAUGAAAACGGCAUCAUGUCCAAAGUGGAGGAAAGAAGACCGGAAGUGGUUCUGUUAGAUCAUUUACACGAGUCUGACUUUUGGGGCAAAAUACAAUCACUCAUGCGCCAUCUAGGAUACACCGGAAGUAUAGAAGACUCGCGGCAUGGCCGAGUAAAGGGCGUGUUUAUAAGGAACGACUUGAUGGGCCGCAGGAGUCAAAGCGAGGGAGGGACAUUCUAUAAGUCAAGAAUGCCCGACCCAUAUUAAUGUCUAUAAAAAAUAGACAAACUUUUGGCUCACCCCCUACCUCAAAUAACAUUGUAGUGUUGACAUUACCCCCCUUAAAUGUCUACCUCAGAGUAUAUAGUGACGCAAAAAAGAAUCUCAAUUAAUUAAUGAGUCGAAUAGACCAGGGCAGCAUCCCGCUGUCUACAAUUGUUGUUAUUUAAAUAUUUUAAAAAAAUAUUUUUACUAGUAUGUAUUAGUUAACUUGUACUUUGGGCAAUCCACAUGUGUACAUGUUGUUGUUUUUUUUUUAUUACAUUGUUUAUGAAUGGUUUAUAAAAUAAAGAAAUGUACAAAGAUUA